CCCUAGGCCGGUGGCCCGAGGGCGACAGGGGGAGGCGCUCGGAGGCAGCGGCUGGAACCAAGCAGCGCACUGGAGCGCCCCGCAGCCUGGUGCCGGGCCCCCCAUCAGACCCUGCCGUGCAGUACCGGGACACGUGGCCAUCAGGAACCAUGAGCAACCCAUUUGCACACCUUGCUGAGCCUCUGGAUCCUGCACAACCAGGAAAGAAAUUCUUUAAUUUGAAUAAAUUGGAAGAUUCAAGAUAUGGACGCUUACCUUUUUCUAUCAGAGUUCUCCUGGAGGCAGCCAUUAGGAACUGUGAUCAAUUUUUGGUGAAGAAAGAUGACGUGGAAAAUAUCCUGAAUUGGAAUGUGUUGCAGCAUGAGAACAUAGAAGUACCGUUUAAGCCUGCCCGAGUCAUCCUGCAGGACUUUACCGGUGUGCCAGCUGUGGUUGACUUUGCUGCCAUGCGUGAUGCUGUGAAAAAGUUAGGAGGAAAUCCAGAGAAAAUAAACCCUGUCUGUCCCGCUGACCUCGUCAUUGAUCAUUCUAUCCAGGUUGAUUUCAACAGAAGGGCAGACAGUUUACAGAAGAAUCAAGACCUGGAAUUUGAAAGAAAUAGAGAACGAUUUGAAUUUUUAAAGUGGGGCUCUCAGGCUUUUCGCAACAUGCGGAUUAUUCCUCCUGGCUCGGGAAUCAUCCACCAGGUGAAUCUGGAGUAUUUGGCAAGAGUGGUGUUUGAUCAGGAUGGAUAUUAUUACCCGGACAGCCUUGUGGGCACAGAUUCACACACUACCAUGAUUGAUGGUUUGGGUAUUCUCGGUUGGGGUGUGGGUGGUAUCGAAGCAGAAGCUGUCAUGCUGGGCCAGCCAAUCAGCAUGGUGCUUCCUCAGGUGAUUGGCUACAAGCUGAUGGGAAGUCCCCACCCCCUGGUAACAUCCACUGACAUCGUGCUCACCAUCACCAAGCACCUCCGCCAAGUUGGGGUUGUGGGCAAGUUUGUUGAGUUCUUCGGGCCAGGUGUAGCCCAGCUAUCCAUUGCUGACCGAGCCACCAUUGCCAACAUGUGUCCAGAGUAUGGAGCAACCGCUGCCUUCUUCCCAGUUGAUGAAGUCAGUAUCAAGUACCUGGUGCAGACAGGUCGUGAUGAAGAUAAAGUAAAGCAUAUUAAAAAGUAUCUUCAGGCUGUGGGAAUGUUUCGGGAUUUCAGUGACUCCUCUCAAGACCCAGACUUUGCCCAGGUUGUAGAAUUAGACCUGAAAACAGUAGUGCCUUGCUGCAGUGGACCCAAAAGACCUCAGGACAAAGUUGCCGUGUCUGACAUGAAAAAGGACUUUGAGAGCUGCCUUGGAGCCAAGCAAGGAUUUAAAGGAUUCCAGAUUGCUCCAGACCGUCACAACGAUCACAAGACAUUUAUCUAUGAUAACAGUGAGUUCACCCUUGCUCAUGGUUCUGUGGUAAUUGCUGCCAUUACGAGCUGCACAAAUACCAGUAAUCCGUCUGUGAUGUUAGGAGCCGGCUUGUUAGCAAAGAAAGCUGUGGAUGCUGGCCUGAAUGUGAAGCCUUACAUCAAAACCAGCCUGUCUCCUGGAAGUGGUGUGGUUACCUACUACCUGCGAGAAAGUGGAGUCAUGCCUUACCUGUCUCAGCUUGGGUUCGAUGUGGUGGGCUAUGGCUGCAUGACCUGCAUCGGCAACAGUGGGCCCUUACCCGAAGCUGUGGUAGAAGCCAUUACGCAGGGGGACCUUGUCGCAGUCGGAGUGCUUUCUGGGAACAGGAAUUUUGAAGGGCGAGUCCACCCCAAUACCCGGGCCAACUAUUUGGCUUCACCGCCCUUGGUCAUAGCUUAUGCAAUUGCUGGGACCAUCCGGAUCGACUUUGAGAAAGAGCCCCUGGGCAUGAAUGCAAAGGGACAACAGGUAUUUCUGAAAGAUAUCUGGCCAACCAGAGACGAGAUCCAGGCGGUGGAACGCCAGUACGUCAUCCCCGGGAUGUUUAAGGAGGUCUACCAGAAAAUAGAGACUGUGAAUGAGAGCUGGAAUGCCUUAGAAGCCCCAUCAGAUACACUGUAUAGCUGGAAUCCCAAAUCUACCUACAUUAAGUCACCGCCUUUCUUUGAAGACCUGACUUUGGAUCUCCAGCCCCCUAAAUCUAUAGUGGAUGCUUAUGUGCUGUUAAAUUUGGGGGAUUCAGUAACAACAGACCACAUCUCUCCAGCUGGAAAUAUUGCAAGAAACAGCCCUGCUGCCCGCUACUUAACCAACAGAGGCCUGACUCCACGAGACUUCAACUCCUACGGCUCCCGCCGAGGGAACGACGCCAUCAUGGCGCGAGGGACAUUUGCCAACAUCCGCUUACUAAACAAGUUCUUGAACAAGCAGGCACCACAGACCAUCCAUCUGCCUUCUGGAGAAGUGCUUGACGUGUUCGAUGCCGCUGAGCGGUACCAGCAGGCGGGCCUUCCCCUGAUCAUUCUGGCCGGCAAGGAGUAUGGCUCUGGCAGCUCCCGAGACUGGGCAGCCAAGGGCCCCUUCCUGUUGGGAAUCAAGGCUGUCCUGGCUGAGAGUUACGAGCGCAUUCACCGAAGUAACUUGGUGGGAAUGGGGGUGAUCCCCCUCGAGUACCUCCCUGGGGAGAAUGCAGACACCCUGGGACUCACAGGGCGGGAACGAUACACUAUCAGCAUUCCAGAAACCCUCAAACCACAAAUGAAAGUCCAGGUCAAGCUCGAUACGGGGAAGACCUUCCAGGCUGUCAUGAGGUUUGACACCGACGUGGAGCUCACUUAUUUCCACAACGGGGGCAUCCUCAACUACAUGAUCCGCAAGAUGGCCAAGUAGGCCCUGGUUUCCUCGGAGACUGGCAUUCCUGCCACAGUGGCGCAGAGCCUGAAGCCCACGGACCCCCUGCGGCACCGCAGCAGCCCCUCCCUUUGCCUAACCACGCCCUCAUCCCGCCCACUCCUCCCUCGCCCCGCCCCUCUCCUCCCUGCCCUGGGCGCCCUGGAGUUCAGGCCAGGUUCUCUGCCCACAAAAUCAGCAGUUUCUACUUUCUCUAUUUUUAUUGAUCUUUUUAUCUUUUUCUAGAAUUUGGAAGCUUAGAAUGAUGGGGUUGUGAAUAGUGCCAGAAAGGGAGAGCUGAGCUCUCUUCAGUAUUACUGAUCCACAGAAUAUUGAUUUUUCACUCUUAGCCUCUUAGUGUUCAGCUGCGCGCAUAUACUUCUCCGGCCCCUUUUUUGGCUCCUCUCUGUUACCCUCUGCUUAGUGAAACCUUUGCCCUGAGAGUCCUUCACCCCUGCACCCUGCACCAGAGUUAACUGACAGGGUAGUGAGGAGCUCUUGCAUUCAAAUCCUAGGUGUGAUCGUUUCUCCCCAACCCCCCUUUUCCUCCAGAGUGAAUGAUCCAGACGUGGUCAGAAUUUGGAACUUUUGGAUUUAUGUACCUUUUGAUAGAUCAGCACUGAAGAAAUAUGAAGGUUUCCUUUUCAGUCUUCAAAAAUGUUUUCCUAUAAAUUUUUUCAUUUAUCGAGACGAGAACAUUGUUUGAAGGGGGUUUUGGAGAGAGAAGCAGAACAUUUCUAAUUUGAAUAAGAUUAAAUCUAUUUUCAAGGAAAA
Messenger RNA from Phacochoerus africanus (Common warthog), 3593 nucleotides. RefSeq names its product aconitase 1 (gene ACO1). Lineage: Eukaryota; Metazoa; Chordata; Mammalia; Artiodactyla; Suidae. Gene Ontology annotation, biological process: citrate metabolic process; tricarboxylic acid cycle. Bases 150 to 2819 code for a protein of 889 amino acids. The record is from RefSeq and is a predicted model, not a curated record. Gene Ontology annotation, molecular function: 3 iron, 4 sulfur cluster binding; aconitate hydratase activity; iron-responsive element binding. Gene Ontology annotation, cellular component: cytosol; mitochondrion. The transcript is spliced from 21 exons.